Dichotomopilus funicola is the source of this 453-nucleotide messenger RNA. Its product is annotated as ubiquitin-conjugating enzyme/RWD-like protein. Lineage: Eukaryota; Fungi; Ascomycota; Sordariomycetes; Sordariales; Chaetomiaceae. The record is from RefSeq and is a predicted model, not a curated record. The transcript has 4 exons. The coding region runs from base 1 to 453 and encodes 150 amino acids.
AUGGCUCUACCAAAGAGAAUCAUCAAGGAGACUGAAAGGCUAAUGGCCGAGCCAGUCCCCGGGAUCAGCGCUAUUCCCCACGAAGAGAAUCUCCGAUACUUUGAUGUUGAGAUUCAUGGGCCCUCUUCAUCUCCGUACGAAGGUGGCGUCUUCAAGCUCGAGCUGUUUCUUCCCGAUGACUAUCCCAUGGCACCUCCCAAGAUCCGCUUCUUGACCAAGAUCUUCCACCCCAACGUCGACAAACUCGGCCGCAUCUGCCUCGAUGUUCUGAAGAACAACUGGUCUCCCGCCCUACAGAUCCGAACCAUCCUACUCUCCAUUCAAGCACUUUUGGGUGCCCCAAACCCGGACGAUCCGUUGGCCGCCGACGUUGCCAAGAGCUGGAAAGAGGAUGAACAGGCCGCCAUCGCCACCGCAAGGGAUUGGACGCAGCAGUAUGCCGUUCCGAAAUAA